This is a messenger RNA of Sinocyclocheilus grahami, 5328 nucleotides long. Its product is annotated as filaggrin-like. The transcript is spliced from 8 exons. NCBI's taxonomy places the organism in Eukaryota, Metazoa, Chordata, Actinopteri, Cypriniformes, Cyprinidae. The coding region runs from base 301 to 4662 and encodes 1453 amino acids. Gene Ontology annotation, cellular component: trans-Golgi network. Gene Ontology annotation, biological process: Golgi organization. The record is from RefSeq and is a predicted model, not a curated record.
GAGAAAAUGCCAGAGCUCUCAUCAUCUCUCUUGAACCCUUCAAGAAAGUAACAUUUGUUUGCUCAAAGUUGCAUUUGUUUGAAAUUAAGAAUUGAAAUUGUGCUUUUAAAUUGAUAUUACAAAUAUUUAUUUUUCUUUAAUCCUUUGAGGAGGUCUGGAUUCUUUUCUCUUUUGAACAUUUUGCGUACUUUCCAUUACACUUUUGGAUUAUUUGUUGCUCAGGAAACAAGCAGUUGUACAAAGCAAGAACAAUUUAAUUCAAUUAAAUUCUCUUUCUGAGGAGAAGCAAGAAUAUAGACAAUGGCUCAUCAUCAGACACAUAACCAUAGUCAACACCAUCAUCAUCAUCAGCAUCGCCACUCGUUUCAUCGUCACCAACAUCACAAUCAUGGUGCACACCUUCCAGAGGAAAAUGAGGAUAAAAGUGCUUCAGAUGCCAGCAGUGGUCGUCAUCACAGUCAUGAGCAUUAUAACCAUCAUCACCCCCAAACUGAUAGCCAUCAUCAUCAUUAUCCACAACAUCAGGAUAAACAUCACACACCGAAAAAGAAAACUCACUCUAAAGCUUCAGUCACUUCCUCAAACUCUUCUGGGCCUUCCUCUAGUUCUUUGUCAAAGUCUUCAUCAAGCUCAUCCAGUUCUGAUUCCUCUUCUUCUGAGUCCUCUUCCUCCAAUUCCUCUUCAUCUUCUUCCUCCAAAUCAUAUUUCUCCAGUUCUAGCUUUUCUUCUUCCUCUACCUCUGGUUCAUGUUCUUCAUGGUCUUCCGAAUCCAGUCUGGAAAAUGCCCCUUUGCCUACUGAGUCCAAGCGAGCUGUUCAACGUCCAAAGCACUCACAAUCAUGUAUGGAUAUCAGGAGAGGACGGCGAGCCUUUGAGGAUGAUGAGGAUGAUGUAGAUACAAUGCCUUUAUUGGAUGCUGAUGGCCAACUGAAGAAGUCCACAAGCAUAGAAAAGAACCUGACUGUCAAAGAAAAAAGUGUAGGGACUGCCAAGAAGACUGCAACAAAUUCUCAACAAAAGAAUGAAAAGGGCAAUAAGGGGCAACAAUAUAAUCGUGCUAAAGGGGCUGCAAACAUAAGAAAGACCAAGUCUAUGGAGGUUUUGUCAAGGCAAACAGAUCAUGCUGGUGUUGGAGACUUGGAUGAGAAAGGGCUGGAGAAAAGGAAACAAGAGGCUCAUAAGAACUUUGUGAAGGAGAAGAUGAAGUUUUCUGCCUUUCUGAAUGAAAUCACAAGGCAGGUACUUAGCCCAUCAAGACUUACAUCACUUGGGGUAACAGAUGUUCACAGGCCCUUGAGCCCUGGUCAAACUUCCACGUCUCCAAAGGCAUUGUCUCCUAAGCCUGAACAUAAAAAAGAAAAGAAGUCAAAAAUGACCAGAAUCUGGGCUGGAAGUAGUGCUAGCUCCAUAACAUCAACUGCUCACUCUCAUGUCAGCAAAUACUCACACUCUAGUAAGCAUUCUCACUCAAGUAAGCACUCUCACUCAAGUAAGCGCUCCCAUUCCAAUCGGCACUCACAUUCAAGCAAGACCUCCUGCUCGAACAAACAUUCUUAUCCUGAAAGGGACCUCAUCUAUCAACAACAGCACCAGGCUGUUCCCAGGCAUCGACGUGACAGUGCAAAAAGUUCUUCUUCAAAAGAUCUUUCAUCUGGGACUGAACAUGCCCACAAAAGUCAGAAAAAGCACCAAACUGCCCCCAAUGAACAUUUCAAUUCACUGAAUCAUCGAACUUCACACCACAAAUCGUCUCCAUCACACCACCAUUACAACGAAGAUAAUCAUAGCUCGCCUUUAUGUCCUUGUUCUCCAGAAACAGAAAACCGCCAUCAUCAUGCCCCUCCAGAAUCUCAUCACCAUCAUGCCCAUUCAGAAUCUCAUCACCAUCAUGCCCAUUCAGAAUCUCAUCAACAACAUGCCCAUUCAGAAUCACAUCACAAUCAUGCCCAUCGAGAUUCCCAACACCACCAUGCCCAUCCAGAAUCUCAUCACCAUCAUUCCCAUCCAGAAUCUCAUCACCAUCACGCCCAUCCAGAAUCACAUCACCAUCACGCCCAUCCAGAAUCUCAUCACCAUCACGCCCAUCCAGAAUCUCAACACCAUCAUUCCCAUUCAGAAUCUCAUCACCAUCAUGACCAUCCAGAAUCACAUCACCAUCAUGUCCUUCCAGAAUCUUAUCACCAUCAUUCCCAUCCAGAAUCUCAUCACCAUCAUGCUCAUCCAUCUCAUCACCAUCAUGCCCAACCAGAAUCCCUUCACCAUCAUGUCCAUUCAGAAUCCCAUAACCAUCAUGCCCAACUAGAAUCUGAACACCAUCAUGUCCAUUCAGAAUCUCAUCACCAUCAUUCACCAUCAUAUCACCACCAUGAAACUAAUCGUAGCCCAUCACCACACCAUAACUCUCUUCAUUCAGAUUCCCACCAUCGUUCCCUUUCUUCAUCACAUUACCGUCAUGAAUCUUACCACAGUCCAAUACAUUCUUCUAAAUCAAAAACUCACCAUCAUCCAGAAGCUCACCACUAUCCUUCUCAUACAGAAUCACACCACCAUCAUCAUUCACCUUCACCACCACAUCCCCACCAUGGAAGUCACCACACUUCAUCUUCACAUCAUCAUUCCACCCAUUCAGAAACUUCCCACUAUUCGCCUCCUUCUCCUCUCCACCACCAUGGAGAACACCAUAGUAGUAUAUCUAAUCUUUCUACUGACUCAGAAACACACCAUCAGUUUUGUGUGAAAUCUCAACACCAUCAUUCUGACUAUGAGUCCUCUCAUCCCAAGUCUCACCAGCAUCAUCACCAUCAUCAUUCCCAUCCUAAUCACUCAUCAAACCCUGAUCAUCACCAUCACACUUCAGUUUCGGAACCAGAGCACCAUAAUUUCCAUGAUGAUUUACACUCUGAAACUCACCAAUACUCUCAUUCACAUGAUGCAUCCUCUACACAUGAACACCAUUAUCAUUCUUCUCACACUGACACUCACCAUAAUCCUCAUCAACAUCACUUGUCUGACAGUCAUCCAAAAAGUCCUGUACAAUCUAAUUCACCACAUCAUUAUGAAAAUAAUCCCAAUUCAUAUUCAGAGUCCCAAAAUCACAGCACAUCACAUUCUAAAGGACACCUUUCCAAUUUGGAAUUCCACCGCCAAAGUGAUCACAAUUCUCCAGAACCUCAUCCUAACCAUUUCCACUCAGGAAGUCACGAUAACCCCCCAGUUGAAUCAGAUCAUUACCGUCACCACAAGUCUCAAGAAUCCCACAAUUAUUCCCAUUCAAAUGCCCAUCACCAUUCCAAUCCAGAGACUAAUCAUCCUCAACAUCAUGAACAUUCAGAAUCUCAUCAUCAUUCCCAACCAGAAUCUCCCCAUCAUCAUUCCCAAGAUCACUAUAAUCACCAUGACCAUCCAGAAUCGCAGAAUCAACGUUCCCAUAUGGGACAUCACCAAUUUCAUUCUGAAUCAAACCAUUAUCAUUCCCACUUCAAAGAGGAUGAUCACCCAAGCCAUCUUCGCCACUCACCAAUUGGCCAACGGUCUACUUCUCCACAUUCUAACAAGUCAGAUUCAUCUGCUAGCGCCACUAUCCAGGACGAUCAAUCCACAGUGAGCUACCAAGAGUCAUCCUCAUUCCCAAAGGAAAAGGAUUCAGAAUUGGAGAGGUUAAUGAUGUUACAGGAGCAGAAUGAGGCUCUCCAACACAACUUGCUGCAGACCACUAUGCGAAUGGAAUAUAUGGGAGCUGAGUUCAAAACCGGACACCAGCUGCUUGAAUCUGAGUUACAAAGAACUCGCGUAGAGCUUAGCAGCUUAAUGGAGUGGUUCACAAGACUUCAGGACAACUACUCCUGCACAAAACAAACCAAUCACCUUCUGGAGAAAAAACUGCAUUGUGUGGCUCAAAAUAUGGAUGGAGAGCGAGAGCGACUGAACGAGCGGAUCUCAGAGCUCACAGAACAACUGUCUGCAGCAAAGACAACCAUCCAAAGUCUAGAGACCAUUAAUGUGACAUCAAUGCUACAGGAUGCCCUGGUGAAACAUUUGAAGUCUGAUGAUCCCAUCUCUCCACUUCCAGUUGCACCACCUCCAGCUCAGUUCAUGGACAGUAAUCAUUAUGACAAAAUCUCCAUGCAUGCCGAUGACCAAUCGUUGGGAACCCUCCCAGAGGAGGAGGAAUCUGAUUGGUCAGAAAUGGGAGAUGAGGCACAAAACUGCAUCUCGAGAGGUUCACAGGGAAGUCAUGGAAAUGCGUCGUAUUUCCAAUGGCAACAGAGCCAAGGCAGUUGGGAGGGGAUGAACCAGUAUUCGAAGGGAAUCAUAGAUACAGAGAGCGAAUCUGGGGGCGAGGAAAGCAAAUGUUAUCAAGCUCAUGGCCUACAGAUACCACAUCUCAAAUUCACCGUUCACCCUGAAACCCUGCCGGUUCCUAUCGAGGAUGCCAGCCUGGCUCGCUUCAAGCAGAGUCCUGAUGGUCCAGUAUUCGAUAGCUAUCAGAUCAUACAGGUACGUAACCUGGGCUCUCCCAUUCGCGUACUCUCUGCUAGCCUGGAAGAGAUCCAUUCCAUUGGGCUUCUGAAGCAGCAAGAGCAGCAGCAGGAUCAUCACGGCCAUCUGAGGAGCGAUAAAUCCAUGAUGGACCUCUACCAGUCACAAGCCGGCACCAGAUAAGUGUUGUACGCAGAUGAGAUGGUAUGUAAUUGGAGAGAAGUGAACAGCCAUGGUGCUGGAGAGGAUAGAAAUGGGAUGGUUGGUUUGGAGUCUGCUAAAAAAUUCUCAACCACUUUAGUGGGGAGAGUACACACUUGUGAUUAAAGGGACAUUUUAGAAUGAGGAAUGUUUACUAUAUAUUGAUAAUUAUAGUACUUAUGUAGAAAAUAUUAGUGGUGAGGUACAGGUUAGCCACUUUGGCAACUUACAUUUUAUCAUUGGUGCAUGAAAAAAUUGGAAGAAAAUAGUGAGGAAAAAUCAUAAUGUGUUUAUUUUGAAUUAAAUGGCAAAAAGUGGGAUUUUGAGUUGAGAUUUUGUGAAGCUGUAACUUUCCACCUGCUAUUAAAUUUGAUGUAAUUUAAAAAGUAUUAAUACUUUUAAUUUUUAAUGUUUGAGUUCUGGAACAUUAAUUAAUUAGUCAUUGUAAUCUUUCACCAAAAUGUAACUUGCUCCACCUCUAAAACAACUGUCAGCUGGCAUCACUUGCUAAUAAUGCUAAGGCUAAUAAUAACCAAAUAGCUAUUUAGGCAUUGUUUUAGGCUACUGUAUAUAAAAUUGUAUAAAAUCUUACUAAUAGUUAAUGCAGCAAUUUAAUGCUGGUUGAUGUUUAUUAAGAAAAAAAGAGAU